Messenger RNA from Dentiscutata erythropus, 714 nucleotides. NCBI's taxonomy places the organism in Eukaryota, Fungi, Glomeromycota, Glomeromycetes, Diversisporales, Gigasporaceae. The record is from the annotation of a GenBank genome assembly.
AUGGAUUUUAGCUCUACUUUUCUUCCUCGUGAUGAUUUUCCUUCUAUUAUCCGUGCAAAAAAUGAAGCAAUCAUUUUGCUUCAACAACGCGUUAUUGAACUUCACGAAGAACUGCUCGAAUCAAAAUGUGAAUUACUAAAAAUAAAACAUGAACAAAAUAAUGCAAAAGAUGAGUUAUUGGCAAAUAGUAUCAAUCGUAUAAAUCGUAUACAACGUUCUAUUACUUUGAAUAAUUCUUGGUCAUCUUGGUCAUCCGCUUCCGGACAGUCUUUAUCAGACGAUUCUGAUGAAUUAAACCUGUAUUGUUCCGUAGAUUCAUCUAUUAAGACAGCGAAAUUAAAAUACAUGGUUUGGGUUGGAAAUGUCGUACCUCCCAUCACUCAAAUCGGGUUACGUUCACGGCUAGAAGAGGAAUUUGGAACUAUCUUAUAUAUCGAAAAAUUGAAAUUUAGGCCAUGUGCCUUUGUGUAUUUCUCUGAUGAAGGUGGAUUCUACAAAGCACUGGAAGUUGGUAGACUUAUAGUGCAGGGGCAAGUUGUAAGAAUUGAAAGACCUCGAGCUAAAAAUCGUGACAGCAUGCAAGCAACAGACUCUAAUCUCCACAAUAACGAUCUUGACUUUAUAGGAGAAUUGGAUGAACAAUAUGAUGAAUUAUUGCCGGACUUUUGCGAUCUGAAAGAAAGGGUAGAAAAUCACGAAUUUGUUUUUAUGUAG